Messenger RNA from Tupaia belangeri chinensis (Chinese tree shrew), 2060 nucleotides. RefSeq names its product polypeptide N-acetylgalactosaminyltransferase 12 (gene GALNT12). The record is from RefSeq and is a predicted model, not a curated record. NCBI's taxonomy places the organism in Eukaryota, Metazoa, Chordata, Mammalia, Scandentia, Tupaiidae. Gene Ontology annotation, molecular function: polypeptide N-acetylgalactosaminyltransferase activity. Gene Ontology annotation, cellular component: Golgi apparatus. Gene Ontology annotation, biological process: protein O-linked glycosylation.
UGCAGCUGCAGGGCGAGGAGCUGAGGCUGCAGGAAGAGAGCGUGCGGCUGCACCAGAUCAACAUCUACCUCAGCGACCGCAUCUCGCUGCACCGCCGCCUGCCCGAGCGCUGGAACCCGCUGUGCAAAGAGAAGAAAUAUGACUAUUAUAAUUUGCCCAAGACAUCUGUUGUCAUAGCAUUUUAUAAUGAAGCCUGGUCCACUCUCCUCCGGACGGUUUACAGUGUCCUAGAGACAUCCCCGGACAUCCUGUUAGAGGAAGUUAUCCUCGUAGAUGACUACAGCGACAGAGAGCACUUGAAGGAGCGCCUGGCCAAUGAGCUGUCAGUCCUGCCCAAGGUGCGCCUGAUCCGUGCCAACAAGAGGGAAGGCCUGGUGCGUGCCCGACUGCUUGGGGCUUCGGUGGCAAAAGGCAACGUGCUGACCUUCCUGGACUGUCACUGUGAGUGCCACGAGGGCUGGCUGGAGCCGCUGCUGCAGAGGAUACACGAAAAGGAGUCGGCAGUGGUGUGCCCUGUGAUUGAUGUGAUAGACUGGAACACCUUCGAGUACCUGGGGAACCCCGGGGAGCCCCAGAUCGGCGGUUUUGACUGGAGGCUGGUGUUCACGUGGCACGCUGUCCCUGAGAGGGAGAGGAGGCAGAUGCGAUCCCCCGUCGAUGUCAUCAGGUCUCCAACGAUGGCUGGUGGACUGUUUGCUGUGAGUAAGAAAUAUUUUGAAUAUCUGGGGGCCUAUGACACAGGAAUGGAAGUUUGGGGAGGAGAAAACCUCGAAUUCUCCUUUAGGAUCUGGCAAUGUGGAGGGACUCUGGAAAUCCACCCGUGUUCCCAUGUUGGCCACGUCUUCCCUAAGCAAGCUCCCUACUCCCGCAACAAGGCUCUAGCCAACAGCGUCCGAGCAGCUGAGGUGUGGAUGGAUGAAUUUAAAGAGCUCUACUACCACCGCAACCCCCGCGCCCGCUUGGAACCCUUUGGAGAUGUGACGGAGAGGAAGCAGCUGCGGGCCAAGCUCCAAUGCAAGGACUUCAAGUGGUUCUUGGAGACUGUGUACCCAGAACUGCAUGUGCCUGAGGACAGGCCUGGCUUCUUUGGGAUGCUCCGAAACAAAGGACUGAAAGACUACUGCUUUGACUAUAAUCCUCCCGACGAAAACGACAUUACGGGACACCAGGUCCUUCUGUACGUCUGUCACGGGAUGGGCCAGAACCAGUUUUUUGAGUACACGUCCCAACAUGAGAUACGCUACAACACCCACCACCCAGAGGUCUGCGUGGCCGUGGAAGCAGGAGCUGAUAUUCUCAUCAUGCAUCUCUGCCAGGAAACGGCCCCGGAGAAUCAGAAGUUCAUCCUGCAGGAGGAUGGUUCUUUAAUUCACCAACAGUCCAGGAAAUGUGUCCAGGCUGCCAGGAAGGAAUCGAGUGAUAGUUUUGUACCCCUCUUACGAGACUGCACCAGCUCGGAUCAUCAGAAAUGGUUCUUCAAGGAGCGCAUGUUGUAAAGCGGAACUGUACCCAGGAGCCCAUUGAAGGAGGUUGUGGGCCGUGGACUCUGUGCCCGUCAGAAACUUAGCUAAGGACAGCGACCACAGCCCACCAAAACCUGGAGUGCUCUAUUUUUAGAAGGAAACCAUAUUGCCUUUUGUGAAAGUGUUGAAUUUAGCAAAAAUGUGAAAAGUUUUGUACUAAUUUUGGAAACUUUCAUAAUGUCCCUAAAUACCAUAUUUUCCAUGGAUGAUCCUAAAAAGUUAACUCUUAGAACUCAGAGAAUUAAAACCUUGUCAUAUUUUUCUAUCAAGAUGUGUAUUCUCCAGUUGUGCCUUCUAGCCCCAGUGCAAACAAAGGUAAAUGUUUUAUUUUGGUAUUUAUAAGGAUUCCCAGGUGUAAAGAGAUUUGCACAAGUGGAAACCAGACGCAGGUGACGCGCUUUGCAUAAACGGAUAAUACCUCACAUGCUGGGUUCGAGUUUUCUCAGUAGGCAGAGACAGACACGAGAAACAUUGUAUUGGUUCCUACAGGAUAUUGACAUAUUUUAGAUUUAUUUAAUAAAGAGUGCUUUUUGGUUA